ACCCUCACUCUAUCCGUGAAGGCGAGCCCGUUGCCCCUCCCAGCCAUCUCCGUCCCCACUCAGUGAGUGCUCUUCGCGCGCCACCGCCGCCGCACCCCAUCCCAUGGCCGCCGCCGCCGCCGCGGGGGCGACGCCAGCGACGGCCAGGAAGGCGCUGGUCACGAAAACUGCCACCCUCCUCUCCUCCUCGCUCGCGCGCAGCCGGCGCAGCCUCUCCUGCUCCGCGGCCGCUGCCUCCGCCGCCCCGCGCAUCGCGCCGCAGCCGCCGGACCUGCUCCGAUGGGUGCAGCGCGAGGGCGGAUUUGUACAUCCCGCCCUCCGCGUGGUCGACCAUCCCGAGCACGGCCUCGGGGUCUCCGCCGCUGCGGCCGAGGGGGACAUUCCCCCGGGCGACGUCCUCAUCGCCCUACCUGGCCGCCUCCCGCUACGACUCCGCCGUCCCGCCGCCGCUGCGGACGCAGUCCUCACGCAGCUAGCGGACCAAGUACCUGAGGAACUAUGGGCUAUGCGACUGGGCUUGAGUCUGCUUCAAGAAAGGGCAAAAUCUGAUUCUUUUUGGUGGCCAUAUAUUGCAAAUCUGCCAGAGACUUUUACUGUACCAAUUUUUUUUCCAGGGGAAGACAUAAAAAACUUGCAGUAUGCUCCUCUUCUCCACCAGGUGAAUAAAAGGUGUCGCUUCCUUCUUGAGUUUGAAAAGGAGGCGAAACAUAAGCUUAGUACAGUACCCUUGGAAGAUCAUCCGUUUUGUGGACAAGAUGUAAACUCAUCAUCCCUUGGAUGGGCUAUGUCGGCAGCAUCUUCUCGGGCAUUCCGUUUGCAUGGUGAAAUUCCGAUGCUGUUGCCUCUCAUUGAUAUGUGUAACCAUAGUUUUAACCCAAAUGCUAGGAUUGUCCAGGAAGGAAAUGUGGAUAGUACUGAUAUGUCAGUUAAGGUUGUUGCUGAGACUAAGAUUAAUCAAACUGCUGCGGUAACACUGAACUAUGGUUGCUACCACAAUGAUUUCUUCCUUCUUGAUUAUGGAUUUGUAAUAACAUCGAAUCCAUAUGACCAAGUGGAACUGAGCUACGAUGGAACUCUCCUAGAUGCUGCUAGCAUGGCAGCAGGAGUUUCCUCUCCCAACUUUUCAGCUCCAGCCAAGUGGCAACAGGAUAUUUUGUCGCAGCUAAACCUGUAUGGGGAGGGUGCUAUUCUAAAGGUCAGCAUAGGAGGUCCAGACAUAGUAGAUGGGCGCUUAUUGGCUGCUUUAAGGGUUAUUAUUGCAGCUGAUCCGGAGGCUGUGAGUGGUCAUGACCUCAAGAUUUUGAUGUCACUUAAGGAGAAAGCUCCAUUAGGCCCAGCUGUUGAAGCUUCAGCGCUCCGAACUCUCCUUGCACUUUGUACCUUUGCUCUCCAACACUUCCACACGAAGAUAAUGGAAGACGAGGCCAUACUAAAGGGAGAACCACCACUUACUACUGAACUAGCCGUGCAGUUUAGAUUGCAGAAGAAGCUGCUGCUCCUGGAUGUGAUACAGAAUCUUAGUCGCAGAAUCAAGAUGCUAUCUCUUGACAAAUCCACCGUGUAGGAUAUUCACGUUUUAAAAUUGCUUUUUCAGACAAUCAGUUACCCUACUGUACUGAUUUUGGAGAUGACAGUAAAGCCCCAAGUUUGAUCAUGUU
Molecule: messenger RNA, 1658 nt
Organism: Oryza brachyantha (malo sina)
Lineage: Eukaryota; Viridiplantae; Streptophyta; Magnoliopsida; Poales; Poaceae
Product: actin-histidine N-methyltransferase
Exons: 5
Coding region: 104-1564 (486 amino acids)
Biological process (GO): peptidyl-lysine monomethylation
Molecular function (GO): protein-lysine N-methyltransferase activity; protein binding
Source: RefSeq, a predicted model, not a curated record